AAAUCCAUUUUAAAAAAUCGCAUGCUCUCCAUAUUCGGGAUUUACGGGCGAGUCUGGAAUGCAACCCCCGUGAUAAACGAGGGCUCACUGCAGUUCUAUAAUGGAUUAUUAAAGUGUUGUACGCGAGUCUGCCUCCCACCUUCGGGUCCUUCUCCCAUUCUGCAGCGCGCAGCAUUUUUCUUUUGCUAUGCUGCUUCAUCUGUCAUUUCCCGCGCCGCCUGUUGGCGUCAUCUUCGCCGGUGACACGGUAAGGGAAGUGAUAAUGGAUGUGUUUGUUUGACGGGACAGGAGAGCUCGUUAAACGCCACAUGAGAGGUGCUCCUACCCAUGAAUCCGCCUGACAAAUAAAUCUAAUCACUCGCCCCGUCCAUCCUCUUCUUUUUCUUCUCCUUCUUCUCUUCCCGCCAGGAUUGUGAUGGAGAGACGCAGCGUGACAUGAGGUUAGACACUUUCCGCUCCUCCUCUCCUCCUGGCAGAGUCGCCAACCACCUCCAAGCACUCUUCUUCGACUUCUUCUUCUUCUCUUCAUCUUUAGCCCUCCCCUUUCUCGGCGUACACCUCCUCCUCCCUCCGGUUCCCGUUCAAUCCUCACUUUCACUCCGUGUGCAUGCCCGGUGAGUCUUCAGUCACAAUGAGAGGGAAUGCAUGCGACUCUGGAGGGAUCCACACGCGGCCAAAAUGAGGCGGAAAGCCUUUAGACGGGUCAUCGUAGAUAGCCAACUCCUGUCUGCCUCCCCGGACAAAACUUAAAAGAGAUUUGCUUUAUGUUUAGAGUUCAUUCUUGCCAGCAGCAACAGCAGCAGCAGCAGCUUAUGUCACGCACGUGAGCCGAGGCAGACACAAAGCUAUGAAAAAGAUAUACAUUGGCAAAACAGCCCUCAAAAGCCAGAGAAAUGGUUGCAAACAUCAAAAAAGAAGCUCUUUCCACGACCACAAGGAGGACCUCCGCAAGCGCCUGUCGUACACCACGCACAAGCUAGAGAUGGUGGAGACUGAGUUCGACUCAACCCGCCAGUACCUGGAAACGGAACUGCGGCGGGCCCAGGAGGAGCUGGAGAAGUUUACGGAGAAAUUACGCAGGAUCCAGAGCAGUUAUGCGGCUCUGCAGAGGAUCAAUCAGGAUUUGGAGGACAAGAUGCACAGGACGUCUCAGCACCACGAAGAGGAGAAGAGAGCCCUCAGCCGCGAGAUCAUUGUCCUCAACAACCACCUCAUGGAGGCCAAGCUCACCAUAAAUAAACUCAAAGAGGACAAUGACCUAUACAGGAAAGACUGCAAUCUGGCUGCCCAGCUGCUGCAGUGCUCCAAGUCUCAUUACAGAGCUCACAAGAUGUCUGAGCUACCACUGGACUUCCAGGAACGCAUCAGUUCCCACAUCGAGAAACAGAAUCAGGGUAGCGAAGCCACCAUGGCGAUGUGCCACUCCAAUUACUCCGACGCGGUGCCCACAGCCAUCAUCGCAAAGAUCCUAGAAAAACCAGAACCGGGAAACAGUUGCCCCGUUACUCGUUCCCCGAGUCCACGCCCGCAGGACGGAGACUGCCUGGCCGAACCAGGAAGUAACGAUCACUUCAACCGCCGAAUCACGUACAAGACCUCCGACCUGUAUUGCAGCGACACGGCCCUCUACUGCCCCGAGCGCUGGCAGGAAACGGACCGCCGGCAGAGCAUGGACCUCCACGGCACGGCUUUGCUCCAGCUCCAUGCCCAGAAUUCCACAGACAGUAACCCCGAUGAGGAGGCCUACCACUCGGGCAGUUUCUCCCAUCACGAGCCGCCUUCAUCCUUCCACCACCACGAGGAGUUCAACGCCGGAAGCCUCCCCGCCUCCAGUUCCUACUCGAGUUUCAGCCUCGCCUCCGACGACAAGGGCGGGGUAGCGGGCGGGGGUGUACGCACCGCAAGUAGCACUUUAUCCACGUCCCACCAAGGCUUGUAUAUGGACUGGCGGGAGGGCGGUAGCGGGGAGUAUGAACGCAAAAGCAUGUCUUCCUACGACAAAGACAGCUCAGGGUUCCCCAAGUCCAACAGCAUUCAGCACAUUGUCACUUCAGUGAGCCCGCAGAAGGGCCCCUCGCCCGCGUACACAAGGACGGCCUCUUGCUACAGUGAACCGUACCACUCCAGCACCCCUCGCCUGGCCUCCGCCCACAGCAUGGGAUCUACGACCGGGUUAGGUCAGGCACAAGGCGCGGCUCUGGAAAGCAGGGCUGAUAUCCACGUCCAAGAGGACGAGCUCAGCGGCCGGUGGAAACAGCUGAGCGUGGAAGAUGUCAACGCGUUCUCGUCUUCCUAUCGUAACGUCACGGGACGGGGUUCGCCGUACAGUUUCUCCGAGUGUCACUACGCCGCGGGCCCGUCAAGUCAGACCAAGGGAUCUCUCUACAGCAGCUUCCAAGAGGGAGAUGACGUCUUCCACAGCCACAUGCUGGACCAGCGCUUUGAGUUGGGUUCCCCUUCGCCCAGCCGCAGCCCCAAACCUCCGCCUGCGGAGCUUCGCAAACAGAAAAAGAACUCUGCGACGUAUCGAGCCAAGGACGGCAAUCCAGACAGCUCGAUGCUCUCAGAAAGCUCGAAAGAGAAGGAGCGAGCCAAGAACUACGUCAAUCUGAGUGCGGGAAGCUCGGCGGAGUCCUUACACCAAAGGCCGUUAGAAGCCUCAAGUCUUCAGCAUUACCCAAGCCCCAGGCCGAGCGUCCGGCCCCGCCCGAGCUCCAGCUCCGCCCUAAGCGCCGUCGGCCCGGAGCUCCCCAAGAAAACCUCUCCGAGAUACCAAAAAUUUGGCAGCACUGGGCUGACAAGGAAGGACAGUCUGACCAAGGCGCAGCUCUACGGCACAUUGUUGAACUAAGGCAGCGAGGAAAGAGCUCGUCAUUUGAUGCAUGAUGAUGAUGAUGAUGAUGAUGAUGAUUACAAGCCUUCUGUACUGUAAUGUCUCAAACGUUCUCUGCAGCAUACUUGGUGUGACAAGGGUGUUCAGUGUUUCAUGUAUCCUAGCCAAGGCAUGUUUCAUGAAGUUUGCGACACUUUUUCUAUUUUAUGUCAUAUUAAAGUGUAGCUUCUAGCUAGCUGA
Hippocampus comes (tiger tail seahorse) is the source of this 3073-nucleotide messenger RNA. RefSeq names its product brain-enriched guanylate kinase-associated (gene begain). Lineage: Eukaryota; Metazoa; Chordata; Actinopteri; Syngnathiformes; Syngnathidae. Gene Ontology annotation, cellular component: synapse. Bases 848 to 2851 code for a protein of 667 amino acids. The record is from RefSeq and is a predicted model, not a curated record. The transcript is spliced from 7 exons.